This is a messenger RNA of Magnolia sinica, 724 nucleotides long. RefSeq lists its product as uncharacterized. NCBI's taxonomy places the organism in Eukaryota, Viridiplantae, Streptophyta, Magnoliopsida, Magnoliales, Magnoliaceae. The transcript has 3 exons. The record is from RefSeq and is a predicted model, not a curated record. Bases 37 to 579 code for a protein of 180 amino acids.
AAGAAGGCCGAUCUGUCCCUCAAAGAAAAGAAUCCCAUGGCUUUGAGUGGUAGCCUUUCACUAAAACUCCUCUUAAAGCCAUCAUAUUUUACGAAAAUCAGAGCAUCCAACAUCAAAGAAAGCUCAAAUCUGAAGAAAUGCCUGAGGUGCAACACUCUCUACCAAGAUAAGGAUAACUCUCCUACUUCUUGCUUUUUCCACGGCCAUAAGACAGGAGAGAGAGGAUUGUUUGCAUUGGCACCCCCACACCAGGGGAUAGACGGCGAGUGGAGUGACAGAAGUGGAGUGAUUGUUUACAGAUGGAAUGAGAAAGGGAAUAGGCCAAACACAGGAAUUGCCAAUUGGAAGAAAAGAUGGAGCUGCUGUGCUGAAUACAAUGAGAAUGCACUGCCAUGUCGACGAGGUCAUUGGUUUGUUUCGAGCUGGACGUUUUUGGGACGUGCUCCAUCAUCCAAGAUCAACAAACUAGCGUUGUGGAUAACUGAACCAUGGGUCGUAUUUGUCAGAAUUGGAAAUGGGGGGGGCCUGGUACGACUCGACUCGAGACCAGACAAGUUGGUCCAAGUUACCAAGUCUUAAAACCUUGCUUUGAAUAGGUUUUCAGAUACAUGUAUAGAUAAGCAUGUCAUUACGUUUCAUUCCUACCAUGUAUAUUUCUGUAUUUAGAUUUCUCAUUGGAUUUGGAUGACCAGUCAUCAAGGUCUUGAGAACGGUUUAACUUUCA